Molecule: messenger RNA, 2216 nt
Organism: Actinia tenebrosa (Australian red waratah sea anemone)
Lineage: Eukaryota; Metazoa; Cnidaria; Anthozoa; Actiniaria; Actiniidae
Product: ras-related protein Rab-27A
Molecular function (GO): GTPase activity; GTP binding
Source: RefSeq, a predicted model, not a curated record
UUAUAGCAGAUGUGAUCUCAGUUAUAAUCAACUUCUACAGAAACAUAUCGGAAUUCACUAUAAAGCCUUUAAAUAAAUAGGUGUGUGAAUGCAACAUUUGAUUUAAAUUCAAAACAAAACGCUAUCAGAUCCGCCAGCCAUAUAGUGUUGUUCACGUGGCCAUGUCCGAUGAAGAAGACGAAGCGAUAACUAGUAAAGAGUACUUGAUCAAGUUCUUAGCGCUUGGUGAUUCUGGUGUGGGGAAGACAAGUCUACUUUACCAGUACACGGACAGUCGUUUCAACCCUCGUUUUGUUCCGACAAUUGGAAUCGACUUCCGAGAGAAAAGAGUGGUACACCAUCCUAUCAGUACAGAUGGAGUGCGUUCAACACGAGGACAGCGAAUUCACUUGCAGUUAUGGGACACGGCAGGUCAAGAACGGUUUAGAAGUCUAACUACAGCAUUCUUCCGUGAUGCCAUGGGAUUUCUUUUGGUAUUUGAUCUUACAAAUGAACAGUCCUUUGUAAAUAUCCGCAACUGGCUUAGUCAAUUACAGACUCAUGCCUACUGCGAGAAUCCUGAUAUCGUAUUGUUAGGGAACAAGGCUGAUUUGGAAGAACAAAGGGUCGUAGACGAAGGUGAAGCAAAAACACUGGCUGAAAAUCUUGGUUUGAAGUAUUUUGAAACAAGUGCGUCAACUGGACAAAAUGUUACAAAAUCAGUAGAAGCUUUACUUGAUCAGGUUAUGAUACGGAUGGAAAACUGCGUAGAUCAGGCAACCCUACCUAACAAUGUGUUCAAUAACAACCCCAACAGAGGACCUAAACUCAGAGAAGUAGAUGAGGCCAAUGAAGAAACAAGUAGCGGAUGUUCAUGUUGAUAACAUGUAAGAAGCCRCCACUCUAGCGCAGCAAUUAAGUUAUUUAUUAAUACUAGUAUUCAAUGCAUUAAAGUAAAAUUAAUCCAUUCAAUGUUAUGUYAAUAUUGUCUUAUAACUACAGCUGAUCUUAAAUUAUAGAGACCUUGAGCAUGACUUAUUUGCUAGUUAUGACAAACCACAAACCGCAGUUCGACGUCAGGCAUUUUCUGUCAAACUAUCUACAUUUAGCAAGGCAUCAUAAAAAAAUUGUUGCUGGAAGAGCUGCCACAGGGGCGGAUCCAGGGGAGGGGUGCAGGGGKUGCGCACCCUUCCCUGGUUACACUUUGUGCUCCUACUUUGAAGAUAACCAUAUUUUUUUUUGGCUUUGAUAAACUGUGGUAUACCUGGGUUAACAYUGUGGGCAGCACCCCUCCCUGAACAAAAUCCUGGAUCCGCCCCUGCGUCAUAUUGAAUUUCAUUGAUUGAGUGUUUCUCUGUGUUUGCGGGCAUAUUUCUGGGCCUGAUUMCUAGCGGUUUUAAGGUCUCUAAUGACAUAGAAAUGUCGUCACUGCAAGACUGAGUUUUCAUGAAGACAUGACAGCCAUUGCAAUUAAAAUAUUAAAAUGUUAUCAAGCUAUUAAGCUCUAAUUAACAAAGUUGUUUUUCCCAUUUGUUGGCCUGGGAACCUUCAAUUUCAUUUGGAAAAGUGACACAUUCAGUUUUGCAAAUUUUCUCAACGGGUAGAGAUUAACUUUAGUAUUUCUUUCCAAUAAUGAACUAAGUCAAAGAUCCUGUGUUUGCAGUCCUGUAAGAGACAAGUACUAUGAAAUAAGGGAAUAAUUCAGAAAACAAUAUUUCAUUCGCAUAUUGAGGAAAAUGACCAUUUGACACUAACAUUCCAAAACAAACACUUCAAAAAUACGUAACAAAUUUACUUGUGGAUCUUAAUUUAAGUAUUUUGUAGUUGUUGUUGUUGUUUUGAAAAAAUCAAACAACAAGCRUAGAAUGAAAUAAUUUAGUUCGAUACCCUGCGAGCAGCCAGCCCACGGAGGGUCAGAAAAAACCUCUGCUYGCAGGGUACUGUAUUUAGUUAGAUGAAUGUCUUAAAAAGGAAAGAAAAUAAUAAGGACUCAAGAAAGAGACUUUUACGCAACUAUUUAAAUGAAUAUACAAUCAUUAUAUAAAAAUUAAUAAUAUCCUGGAAUGAAUCAUACAUGUACCUCAUUGUGAAGUGAUUAUCUGCAAUGAAUAUUAGUAAGCCGCAAGUCUUCAAGCGGCGAGUUGAAUAUCACCAUAAUCACUGUCGAGCCUGAGUAUAAUUUAGUACUUGAAUAUUAGAGAAAAGACAACAUUCAAUAUUAAACUUGAUUAUUAUUA